CCAACGGCGCCUCAGCCAAUGAGAAAAAAGAAGGGGCCGCGCGCGGAGAGCGAGGGGCGCGUCCACUUUCGGUUCGCGCGGGGGGCGCGGGGCACGUGGCGGGACCCCUCCCCUCCCCCUCCCCUCCCGGGGCCCCCCGAUCCGGACGGGACCAGCAGGACACGGCUGCCAUGGCUGACGAGGAGCUGGGGACCAGAGCUACCAGGAAGGGCCCUCUGUCAGCCCGGGGCGGUGCCACCGAGUCCAGCACGCUGCUCCAGGAGCUCCGGGGCAACAUCUCCAAAUCUGUGCAGAGCAAGGUGGACUCCAUCCUGGUGAGUGUUCCCCUGGAAUGCUGGGCUGCAGGGCAGGGCACUCCCAGCUCUGCUGGCCAGCCCCGUUUCUCGGGCUCACCCCGCGGGAUCCAUCUCCUUCUCCUUGUCCCCGGAGCGCAGCAGGACGUGCAGAAGUUCUCGGACAGUGACAAACUCUACCUGUACCUGCAGCUGCCCUCGGGGCCCAGCCUGGGCGAGAAGAGCAGCAGCUCCUCGCUGGAGCUGAGCGCGCUGGGCACGGCCGAGCACAUGCACGCCUGCAGCUGGAUCCGCAACCACCUGGAGGAGCACACGGACACCUGCCUGCCCAAGCAGGAUGUCUACGACGCCUACAAGCGCUACUGUGACAACCUGGGCUGCCGCCCGCUGAGCACGGCCAACUUCGGCAAGAUCAUCCGCGAGAUCUUCCCAAACAUCAAAGCCCGGCGCCUGGGGGGCCGUGGGCAAUCCAAGUACUGCUACGGUGGGAUCCGGAGGAAGACCGUGGUCAGCCUUCCUCCCCUGCCCAGCCUGGACCUCAAAGUGACCGAGACCCAGGCGGAGCUGGCCGAGCUGGCGCAGUCCUACAGCAGCGAGGUGACCGAGGCCGCGUGCGCCCUGACGUGUGACUGGGCCGAGAAGAUCCUGCGGCGCUCCUUCAACAACAUCGUGGAGGUGGCGCAGUUCCUGCUGCAGCAGCACAUCAUCAGCCCCCGCUCGGCCCACGCCGACCUGCUCAUGGCCAUGGUGCUCUCAGAAAACACGGACAAGCCCCCGCAGGACCCCCGGCCACCCGCAGCCCCCAAGAAGAACGGCCUGGACGCCCCGGACGGCAGCCAGGAGCAGGCCAAGAAGGACGCUGUCGCCAAGGGCCCCGCGCAGCCGCGGCCGGAGAAGAAGAAGCCCCCGGAGGCGGCUCGGGCGGCCAGCAGCCCGCAGGUGAACGCGCUGGUGGCGCGGCUGCCGCUGCUGCUGCCCCGCAUCCCGCCCCCGGAGCGGCCCCCGGGCCCCGGCGCGGCCCCGGCGCGCCCCGCGCCGCCCGUGCUGGUGCCGCGGCUGGGCGGCACCGUCAAGGUGGCGCUGCCGCUGCCCGUGGGCGCCGCGCUGGCCCCGCCCGCCGCCAUCCCCGUGCUCAACGUGCUGCUGCCCGGCGUGGGGGUCCCCGCCGCAGAGACCCCCGGCGGCGGCGCCCGCGCGGGAGGGGACAGCGAGGGACAGCGCGGCAGGGCCACCAAGCGCGCCCUGGAGGGAGCGGGGGACGGCGCCGCGCACAAGAGGAGGCGCGGGAGGCCCCGCAAGAGGCCGGGGGACGCGGCGAUGUCACCCGAGGACGCGGAGGUCCCCAGGGGGGAGGAGGGCGGGGACUCACCCCCCGGGGCGUCACCCGGGGCUGGCAGUGCCACCGUGCCCGCUGGGGACAGGGGCGUCGCUGGUGACGCUGCUGAGGAUGCUGGGGACAGCAUGGAGGUUGACAGUGACACGGUGACUGGUGGGGACAGCCCGGUCAGUGGCACUGCCAGUGUCCCCCUUAGUGACAGCUCGGUCGGUGGCAGUGCCACAGUCCGCCUUGGGGACAAUGGCACUGCCAGCAUCCCCCUUAGUGACAGCCCAGUCAAUGGCACUGCCAGUGUCCCCCUUAGUGACAGCUCAGUCAGUGUCAGUGUCAGCGUCCCCCUUAGUGACAGCUCGGUCAAUGGCAGUGCUACUGUCCCCCUUGGGGACAAUGGCACUGCCAGCAUCCCCCUUAGUGACAGCCCAGUCAAUGGCAAUGCUACUGUCCCCCUUAUUGACAGCUCGGUCAGUGGCAGUGCCAGUGUCCCCGUUAGGGACAAUGGCACUGCCAGCGUCCCCCUUAGUGACAGCUCGGUCAAUGGCAAUGCUACUGUCCCCCUUGGGGACAAUGGCACUGCCAGCAUCCCCCUUAGUGACAGCCCAGUCAAUGGCAGUGCCACUGUACCACUUAGUGACAGCCCAGUCAAUGGCAGUGCUACUGUCCCCCUUAGUGACAGCUCGGUCAGUGGCACUGCCAGUGUCCCCUUUGGGGACAAUGGCAGUGCCACUGUACCACUUAGUGACAGCUUAGUCAAUGGCAGUGCCACUGUCCCCCUUGGGGACAGUCUGGUCAGUGGCAGUGCCACCAUCCCCCUUAGUGACAGCCCAGUCAGUGGCAGUGGCACCACUCCCCUUGGGGACAACCUGGCUGGGGGCAGUGCCACCGCCGCCCUUGGGGACAACCUGGUCAGUGACAGCAUCCCUGGUGGUGGCAGUGCCAGUGUCCCCCUUGGGGACAGCUCAGUCAGUGUCAGUGCCACUGUCCCCCCCAGGGACAGCCCGGUCAGUGUCAGUGCCACUGUCCCCCCUAGGGACAGCCCGGUCGGUGGCAGUGCCACUGUCCCCCCUAGGGACAGCCCGGUCGGUGGCAGUGCCACUGUCCCCCCUAGGGACAGCCCGGUCGGUGGCAGUGCCAGCUUCCCCAGUGGUGGCUCUCCUGGUGGUGGCAGUGCCACCAUCCCUGUCAGCGACAAGCCAGUCCCUGGCAGUGCCACUGUCCCUGUCAAGGACAGCUCAGCCAUGGCGAAUGACACUGGGGACAGGCCUGUCACUGGCACUGCCACCAGCCCUGCUGAGGACAGCCCAGCCCGGGCCAGUGACACUGGGGACAGGCCUGUCACUGCCAGUGCCACCAGCCCUGCCAGGGACAGCCCAGCCCGGGCCAGUGACACUGGGGACAGGCCUGUCACUGCCAGUGCCACCAGCCCUGCUGAGGACAGCCCAGCCAGGGCCAGUGACACUGGGGACAGGCCAGUCACUGGCAGUGCCACCAGCCCUGCCAGGGACAGCCCAACCAGGGUCAGUGACAUUGGGGACAGGCCAGUCACUGGCAGUGCCACCAGCCCUGCUGAGGACAGCCCAGCCCGGGCCAGUGACACUGGGGACAGGCCUGUCACUGCCAGUGCCACCAGCCCUGCUGAGGACAGCCCAGCCAGGGCCAGUGACACUGGGGACAGGCCAGUCACUGGCAGUGCCACCACAGAAGACAGGCCUGUCACCAGCAGUGCCACCGUCCCUGUCAGGGACAGCCCGUCCACCACCAGUGGCACUGCUGGGGACAGGCCGGUCACCAGGAGUGCCACCAUUCCCAGCAGGGACAGCCCAGCUGGUGGCAGUGCCACUGUCCCUGUCAAAGCCACUCCAUCCAGGGGCAGUGCCACCAUGGGGGACAAGCCAGUCAGUGGCAGUGCCACUGUCCCUGUCAGGGACAAGCCAGUCCCUGGCAGUGCCACUGUCCCCUGUAAGGACAGCCCCUCCAGGGACAGUGGCACUGGGGACAAGCCGGACACUGGCAGUGCCACUGUCCCCAGGAAGGACAUCCCUUCCAGGGACGGUGGCACUGGGGACAGGCUGGUUACUAGGGGAAGUGCCACUGUCCCCACAGCUGGUGGCAGUGCCACCGACCCUGUCAAGGAAGGUUCAUGCAGGGGCAGUGCCACCACUGGGGACAGCCUGGCUGGUAGCAGUGGCACUGUCCCUGUCCAGGACAGCUCACCCAGGGCCGGUGCCACCACAGGGGACAGGCCGGUCACCAGGAGUGCCACUGUCCCUGUCAAGGACAGCCCAGCUGGUGGCAGUGCCACUGCACCAGUCAAGGACAAUCGGGGCAGGGGCAGUGCCACCACUGGGGACAGCUCAUCCCGGGGCAGUGCCACUGUCCCUGUCAGGGACAGCUCACCCAGGGGCAGUGCCACCACUGGGGACAGCUCAUCCCGGGGCAGUGCCACCGUCCCUGUCAGGGACAGCUCACCCAGGGGCAGUGCCACCACUGGGGACAGGCCGGUCACCAGGAGUGCCACCAUUCCCAGCAGGGACAGCCCAGCUGGUGGCAGUGCCACUGUCCCUGUCAAGGACAGCUCACCUAGGGCCAGUGCCACUGGGGACAGGCCAGCCAGUGGCAGUGCCACCCUCCCUGUCAGGGACAGCCGGUCCAGGGCCAGUGGCACUGCUGGGGACAGGCCGGUCACCAGGAGUGCCACCAUUCCCAACAGGGACAGCCCAGCUGGUGGCAGUGCCACUGUCCCUGUCAAGGACAAGCCUGUCACUGGCAGUGCCACUGUCCCUGUCAGGGACAGCUCAUCCCAGGCCAGUGCCACUGUCCCCAGGCAGGACAGCUCACCCAGGGCCAGUGGCACUGCUGGGGACAGGCCGGUCACCAGGAGUGCCAGUGUGCCUGUCAGGGACAGCCCAGCUGGUGGCAGUGCCACUGUCCCUGUCAUGGCCACUCCAUCCCGGGGCUGUGCCACCACUGGGGACAGGCCAGUCAGUGGCAGUGCCACCGUCCCUGUCAGGGACAAGCCAGUCCCUGGCAGUGCCACUGUCCCUAGGAGGGACAGCUCACCGAGGGCCACUGGGUCUGGGGACAAACCGGUGGCUGGCAGUGGCACCGUCCCCAUCAGGGACAGCUCCUCCAGGAGCAGUGCCACCACUGGGGACAGGCUGAGCAGGGGCAGUGGCGGUGUCCCCGUCUGGGACAGGUCACCCAGAGACAGUGGCAGCGGGGACAGGCCAGGCAGGGGCAGUGCCACCAUCCCCAUCAGGGACAGUGGCAGUGGGGACAGGCCAGGCAGGAGCAAUGCCACUGUCCCUGUCAGGGACAGGCCAGGCAGGGGUAGUGGCAGUGUCCCCGUCAGGGACAGGUCACCCAGAGAUAGUGGCACUGGGGACAGGCCAGGCAGGGGCAGUGCCACCAUCAGGGACAGGCUGGUCAGGGGCAGUGCCACUGUCCCCAUCAGGGACAGCUCAGACGGUGGCAGUGCCACUGUCCCUGUUAAGGACAGGUCAGCUGGAGCCAGGGGCAGCACAGGGGACAGGUCAGUCAGGGGCAGUGCCACUGUCCCUGGCAAGGACAGCUCAGCCAGGGGCACUGCAGGGGACAGGCCAGUCCCUGGCAGUGCCACCCCUGGGGACAGGCCGGGCAGGGGCAGUGCCACCAUCCCCGUUAAGGACAGCUCAUCCAGGACCAGUGACACUGGGGACAGGCCAGUUAGUGGCAGGGCCAUCAUCCCUGUCAGGGACAGCGCAGCCAGGGGCAGUGCCACCCCUGGGGACAGCUCAGUCCUUGGCAGUGCCACCCCUGGGGACAGGCUGGGCAGGGCCAGUGCCACUGUCCCCAUCAGAGGCAGCCCAGCCAGAGGCAGUGUCACCCCUGGGGACAGAUCGGUCAAGGGCAGUGCCACCGUCCCUGUCAGGGACAAGCCGGUGUCUGGCAAUGCCACCAUCGCUGUCAGGGACAGCUCACCCAGGGCCACUGCUGUUGGGGACAGGCCAGUGAGGAGCAGUGCCACCACUGGGGACAGGCUGGGCAGGGGCAGUGCCACCACUGGGGACAGGCCAGUGAGGAGCAGUGCCACCACUGGGGACAGGCCGGGCAGUGGCAGUGCCACCACUGGGGACAGGCCAGUGAGGAACAGUGCCACCACUGGGGACAGGCCAGGCAGUGGCAGUGCCACCACUGGGGACAGGCUGGGCAGGGGCAGUGCCACCACUGGGGACAGGCUGGGCAGGGGCAGUGCCACCACUGGGGACAGGCCAGUGAGGAGCAGUGCCACCACUGGGGACAGGCCGGGCAGUGGCAGUGCCACCAUCCCUGUCAGGGACAGGUCACCCAGAGACAGUGGCAGCGGGGACAGGCCAGGCAGGGGCAGUGCCACUGUCCCCAUCAGGGACAGGUCACCCAGAGACAAUGGCAGCGGGGACAGGCCAGGCAGGGGCAGUGCCACCACUGGGGACAGGCCGGUCACUGGCAGCGGCAGUGUCCCCAUCAGGGACAGGUCACCCAGGGCCAGUGGCAGUGGGGUCAGGCUGGUCAGGGACAGUGCCACCAUGCCCAUCAGGGACAGGUCACCCCGGGCCCCUGACACUGGGGACAGGCCAGGCAGCAGAAGUGCCACUGUCCCUGCCAGGGACAGCCCGGCUGGGGGCAGUGGCACGGUCAGGGACGUGCCAGUCUCUGGCAGUGCCACUGUCCCCAUCAGGGACGGGGAUAGCCCGUCCAGGGGCACUGCCACUGUCCCUGUUGAGGACAGGCCGGUCAGUGGUGGUGGCACCGUUGGGGACAGGCUGGUCACUGACAGUGGCACCCCUCCUGGCAGGGACUGUCCCUCCAGGGACAGUGGCACUCCUGGGGACAGGCCGGUCCCUGGCAGUGCCACUGUCCCCGUCAGGGACAGCCUAUCCAGGGGCACUGCCACCAUCGUGGACAUGCCCGUCACCGGCAGUGCCACCGUCCCUGUCGGUGACAGCCCGUUCUGGGCCCGUGGCACCGCUGGGGACAGCGCGGGGGCUGGCAGUGCCACCCUCCCUGCCAGGGACUGCCCGUCCCGGGGCACGGCCACCAUCGUGGACGCGCUGGUCACUCUGAGUGGCACUGUGAUGGACAGGAGGAUCCUGGGCAGUGUCACCGUCCCCGUCAGGGCCAGCCUGGCCAGGGGCACUGCCACCAUCGUGGACACGCCCGUCUUCGUCAGUGCCACCGUCCUCGUUGGGGACUCCAUCCCCAGGGUCACAGCCACCAUCGUGGAGUCCAGGGUGCCCGGCCAUGCCAUCCUCCCCCUCGGGGACACGCUGGCCUGUGGCAGUGCCACUGUCCCUGUCAGGGAGUGCCCGUCCGGGGACAGUGCCACCGUCCCUGGUGGGGACUGGCCAGGCAGGGACAGUGCCACUGUCCCCAUCAGGGAGUGCUCAUCCAGGGACAGUGCCACCGACCCCGAGAGAGACGGGCCAGGCAGGGACAGUGCCACCGACCCUGAGAGGGACGGGCCAGGCAGGGACAGUGCCACCGACCCUGACAGGGACGGGCCAGGCAGGGACAGUGCCACUGUCCCCAUCAGGGAAUGCUCAUCCAGGGACAGUGCCACUGUCCCUGACAGGGACGGGCCAGGCAGGGACAGUGCCACUGUCCCUCUUGGGGCCGGGUCACUGGGUGGCAGUGCCACCAUCCCUGUCAGGGACUGCCCGUCCAGGGGCAGUGGCAGCCUUGGGGACAGGCCCGUCCCUCCCGUCCGCGUCAGUGUCAUCAGGGAUGGCAGGACGGGCACCAGGGUGGCACCGGAGGCCCUGGCACAGCGGGGCCACAGCCGAGCCGGGUCCCCCCCGGGGGACACGCAGGGACAGCCGUGCUCGGGGCACCGCGAGCGACAAACGAGGGCGGGCACAGGGAUGGGGUCCCCUCCGUCACACCAGUAAAAACCAGUAAAAACCA
Messenger RNA from Haemorhous mexicanus (house finch), 7548 nucleotides. It is a transcript of the gene RFX5, whose product is annotated as regulatory factor X5. Lineage: Eukaryota; Metazoa; Chordata; Aves; Passeriformes; Fringillidae. Gene Ontology annotation, biological process: regulation of transcription by RNA polymerase II. The record is from RefSeq and is a predicted model, not a curated record. Gene Ontology annotation, molecular function: RNA polymerase II cis-regulatory region sequence-specific DNA binding; DNA-binding transcription factor activity, RNA polymerase II-specific. The transcript is spliced from 9 exons. Bases 171 to 7532 code for a protein of 2453 amino acids.